Molecule: messenger RNA, 298 nt
Organism: Nezara viridula (southern green stink bug)
Lineage: Eukaryota; Metazoa; Arthropoda; Insecta; Hemiptera; Pentatomidae
Source: the annotation of a GenBank genome assembly
AGGAAAACAACACCGACAUUUUUUUGGACUCAUGUCCAAAAAUGGUAAUACACAUCCUAAAAAUUCUUCUACCACAACAAAACCAAAAGUAUCUACCUGUAAACGAUGUUAUUCCGUGACGACCAAAAAAAGUAGAAAACAACAUCGACAUUUUUUUGGACUCUUGUCCAAAAAUGGUAAUACACAUCCUACAAAUUCUUCUACCACAACAAAACCAAAAGUAUCUACCUGUAAACGAUGUUAUUCCGUGACGACCAAAAAAAGUAGUAAGUAAAAAUUCACUAAUUGCAAUAGCCGU